This is a messenger RNA of Epithele typhae, 678 nucleotides long. RefSeq lists its product as uncharacterized. The record is from RefSeq and is a predicted model, not a curated record. The transcript is spliced from 5 exons. Lineage: Eukaryota; Fungi; Basidiomycota; Agaricomycetes; Polyporales; Epitheliaceae. The coding region runs from base 1 to 678 and encodes 225 amino acids.
AUGCGCCGCCUCGCGUCCCCGCGCUUGCGCGGGAUCCCCGCCGUCGUCCGGCUCGAGCACGUCGCGUGGACGGCAUGGAUGUGUCGGGAGCGUCGCGCUCUUCAGGCGACUGGGUGGCACCUCCGCGGCUCGAGCAAGCGCGUCUCACCGUUCCUACGCGCGUGCACGAGGGACGUGAACGGCAAAUUGAAGGUCUUCAUUGUCGUCGUGUGCGUGCAGGCCGUAUGCGUCAGCACCCUCUACCUCUGCAUCGCUGCUUUCACCGUCUGGUACCUCCCGCUUUGGUACCCCCAAGACACUUGGUCUGUGCCUGAUCCGCGACUACGUUUGCGACCGCUCCGUGCUGACUGGCAAUCUGAUAUGAUAUUCUUUGACUACGAGGGUUUUACAUUUACCGUCAUCAACCCCUCUGCCGUAGAAUCCCUGCCGGGGCUUAUAGUCUCGGAUCCUCACCUCAACCUCACCCCGAGGGACCUCAGGAAAGCAGUGUGGGCGACGAACAGAGCUCCGGAAUUGGCCUAUAUGCUCAAAAAAAUUCGCAAAGAGUCCCCCAUCCUCGCUGGUGUGAGUUCCUCUUUGCUUCCAAUCGUCAACACUACGAACGGCUACAUGCUUCAACCGAACGUAAUCAACGACUGGCGGAUCCUCGAAGCCUGCCUCCUUCACACGCAUCAGUAA